Seriola dumerili (greater amberjack) is the source of this 996-nucleotide messenger RNA. RefSeq names its product zona pellucida sperm-binding protein 3-like. Gene Ontology annotation, cellular component: extracellular matrix. Bases 16 to 972 code for a protein of 318 amino acids. The transcript has 10 exons. Gene Ontology annotation, biological process: egg coat formation; binding of sperm to zona pellucida; positive regulation of acrosome reaction. NCBI's taxonomy places the organism in Eukaryota, Metazoa, Chordata, Actinopteri, Carangiformes, Carangidae. Gene Ontology annotation, molecular function: acrosin binding. The record is from RefSeq and is a predicted model, not a curated record.
CUCCAGUGUUCAGUCAUGAUGGCUUCCCUUUGGCAAGGUGCUCUGCUCUUGAGCCUGGUAGCUGCCAUUUCAGUUUAUGCAGACAUGAAGCUGGACUGUAGGACUGAUUUUGUGACGCUGGUGUGGACAGAGAGCAGAUCCCGGGCUGAUCCGUCACUCUUUCGUCUCGGUAACUGUUUUCCCACCAGCUUCACGGCAAGGGAGGCUGUUUUCAGUGUGGACCUCGAUGACUGUAACUUCAGGAGAAUGGUCACAGGGCAUCAGCUGAUGUACACCAACGAUCUGACCUACAUUUCUUCUCCUGACUCUCACAUAGUCCCCUUCACUCGCCCAGUCGCCUGUACAUAUGAGAGGCCAAAAGACUGGUACCCGCUCAGCUAUGAUCCUGUGUUUAAUACAUAUGGUCAGGGAGAUCUGGUGUUCCACAUUGGGCUUAUGAAUGAUGACUUCUCGGGCCCUGCUGAAUCUAGUAGUUUCCCUAUGGGCUCCUUUAUCCCAAUCAUGGCCAGUGUGGAGCAGAAGACCCAUCAGCCCUUGCUGCUGCUGCUUGAGGAAUGUGUAGCUGCUGCCACGCCAGAGCUGCAGCCUGAAAGCAAUUUAUACCCAAUAAUCACAAAUAAAGGAUGUCUUGUGGACAGUCAGACAUCCCGCUCAAAAUUUGAACCACGGCAAAAAUCAUCCGAGAUCCACCUUUCCCUUCAGGCCUUUAGGUUUGAACUUGGAAAAGAGGUGUUUAUCCACUGCAAACUUGUGGCUUGGGAUCCUGUUGGUCUCGACAGCACAAAGAAGGCCUGUCACUAUGUCCAAGGUCAUGGCUGGGAGCUUCUGGACAACCCUUCAUAUGCCAAUCUAUGUGACUGCUGUGAUUCAAGCUGCAAGUCCAGGAGGAUGAGGAGUGUAGCAUCAGGGAAGCUUGGAGUAGUACAAAAAGCAGUCCUUGGGCCACUUACCAUCACUGAUGUGAAUUCCUGAAGCAUCCAAAAAUGGAUCCAUCUU